AUGGAGCCCGAUGUUUUCUCUUACAGGCCGCUUCGUGAUGAUCGACCACAAUUCCGCGAUGAUGCACAGAAAUUUCGGCUCCUCCGCCUACCUUUGGAUGGAAAGCAAUAUGGUGAUAUCCAUUGCGAGCUCGUUGAAGAUUUCUUGGAUGCCGGUAAAUCGAUGCCUUACAUUGCAGUAUCCUACCGCUGGGAGACUGGGGAAAAAACAAGUUUUAUUUGGAUCAGGCAUAACGGGGAGGACUUCGAAUGCAAAGUCCCAGUCACUAGCAGCGUCUUCUCAAUGAUCGAAGCCCUUCGCGGAGGCGACCACCGCGAACUGUGGGACGACACUGGGCUCUUCUGGAUCGACACGCUUUGUAUCAACCAAAAUGACGAUAAGGAGAAAUCACAUCAAGUCAAUCACAUGAAAGAAGUAUACACCAAUGCGAGCAAAGUCAUUGUCUGGCUUGGAAAAGCAACAGCGAAGUCUGACUUCGUGAUGGACGCACUGACGGCUUUUCAACGAAGAAUGCCGAAUCCCAAUGUACCACCCGAUGAUCCAAACUGGGAUCUUGCGUGGUAUCAAGUAACCUCGUCUUCAUUGUAUCGGUCCAAAACUACAGAUUUACGCUACAGCCUCCUUGAGGUACUUUCUCACAGUUGGUUCAGAAGGGUUUGGAUUCUUCAGGAAAUCGGGAACGCUCGUUCUGCGUAUGUCCUAUACGGCAAGAAAUCAAUAUCCACAAAGUAUUUUGUCAUGGGUACUAUGUUGGCGGGAGCUAAUCCCGGGCGUCGUUGCCAGGCGGUUCUCAACCUCAUGCCUAGUCCAGCAAGGAAAGAAGUCGACAGUGCCGACCUAUACAGUCUCCUUAAGGAAUUCAGUUCUACGGAAGCAACCGAGCCAAUAGACCGCAUUUUUGCUUUGCUUGGAUUUUAUUCGCAGGAGACAGGAAAUGGACCUCUCUUCCCGGACUACAGCAAACCUAUCAGUGAUAGUAUCCGCGAAGUAAUUUCACAUAUCUGCUUCUGCGACAGAAUCCAUGUGCCUGAAUGACUGUGCAGAUCUAUAGACAAUUUGUUUUCCGCCUUGAAGAAUCUCGAUAUUGAAAUUCUUGGGCAUCUGGCGGAGCACGCGGAUGAUGCUUCUAUCGUAAAAUUUCUAGACAAACGAACAAAGUAUACUGAACAGGUAUGUGAUAUCUUCCUGAUUUUUUGAUAUAGUGUCGAUCUUAUAUAAUAGAGAUUUAAGAACUAAUGUUAUGUUCUAUCAACAGCAUGAGAAAUUUGUGAUCAAGGAAAAGACUCUGAUCAGCAUUGCAAAACACACACGGCUUGGGAGAGACUUGAUGCAGAUCCUGGUACCACUCUGCGAUGAAAAUACUCCAAUGACAAAAGAUGUGAUUCUCGCAUUGGCCUAGAUUCAUGUAGCAGGACUGGAUAUACUCAAACUUAUUGCUCCAAAAUCCCGGAAAUGGCUACAUAUACAAGGUGAGAUAGCGAUGAAAUUGUGGGCUACUAAACAAGGACAGGAGAUUAUCACCUUGCUUUAUAGGAGGUUUCGAGUUCAUUUGCAAUUCCAGGACGAAUCCAGCAUGGAUCAAAUCAAACAGGAUUUAGACAAGCGUGGAGUUCUUAUGGCAAUUCUAGCACAGAGACUUGGUUUUAACAUUAAGCUGGAAGAUUACGAAUCUGUCUUGGAAAGUGCAGUCAGUUCUGGUCAUAUUUUUAUCAUCAGCAAUUACCAUUACUCAGAAAUACAAAACGGCUAUGAAAGACCACCCCCCAGAGCUUUUGUUGACUACUACAACGGGAACGCCUUAAGUUUUGAACGGGCAAUUCUGGACAGAGAUAUAGCCUCAGUAACCACGCUGACGAAUGUUAACAACCACACGCCCCUCGAUUCUAAGAACGAUAUUGAACGACUGUCUUCAUUGCGCGCCGUUGUCGCUGGAGACAUUGACGCCCUAUCCCAACUUGUUGAAAGUGGGGCUGAUCUGGAAUAUCAGAAUGAAUGGGGAGAAUCAUUGCUUGCCCUUGCAUCCAGAGGAGGACAUACAAAAGUGGUAGAAUACCUAAUUAAGAAAGGUGCUCUACUGGAAUCACGGUUCACUGCUGGGUGGACCCCAUUACAUCUGGCUGCAGGGCAAGGACAUGUCGACAUUGUGCGCGUGUUACUAGCACAUGGAACUAGUUCACCAUACAGAUCACCCAACGGGUGGUCUCCUUUACAUCUGGCGACAUGGCAGGGACACAUUAAUAUUGUGAGCAUUUUGUUAGAACAUGGUGCCAAUCCUAUAGUGUGA
This is a messenger RNA of Hymenoscyphus albidus, 2284 nucleotides long. The record is from the annotation of a GenBank genome assembly. Lineage: Eukaryota; Fungi; Ascomycota; Leotiomycetes; Helotiales; Helotiaceae.